CCCGCGCGGGCGGACUACAGCUCCCGCCGUGCCCCGCGCGCUGCGCUCGGAGCGGCUGCUCGCAGCCGAACCCGCACCCGCUGCCCCCCGCCCCGCAGCGGCCGCCGCGCCUACGCCAGCACCCGGCUUCGCCCGCGGCCUACUCCGGCUCCUCGCCAUGGCGCGGCCCCUUGUGCCCAGCUCGCAGAAGGCGCUGCUGCUGGAGCUGAAAGGGCUGCAGGAGGAGCCCGUGGAAGGGUUCCGGGUCAACUUGGUAGAUGAGGGGGACCUCUACAACUGGGAGGUGGCCAUCUUCGGCCCCCCGAACACCUACUAUGAGGGCGGGUACUUCAAGGCUCGUCUCCGCUUCCCCAUCGAUUACCCCUAUUCUCCUCCUGCCUUUAGGUUCCUAACCAAGAUGUGGCACCCCAAUAUCUACGAGACUGGUGAUGUCUGCAUCUCCAUCCUGCACCCACCCGUGGACGACCCCCAGAGCGGGGAGCUGCCCUCCGAGCGGUGGAACCCUACCCAGAACGUGCGGACCAUUCUCCUGAGUGUGAUCUCACUGCUGAAUGAACCCAACACCUUCUCUCCAGCCAACGUGGACGCCUCCGUCAUGUACCGCAAGUGGAAGGAGAGCAAGGGGAAGGACCGGGAGUACACAGACAUCAUCAGGAAGCAAGUCCUGGGCACCAAGGUGGACGCCGAGCGGGAUGGCGUGAAGGUGCCCACCACCCUGGCAGAGUACUGCGUGAAGACCAAGACUCCAGCCCCAGAUGAGGGCUCUGACCUCUUCUAUGAUGACUACUACGAAGAUGAUGAGAUGGAGGAGGAAGCAGAGAGCUGCUACGGCGACGAGGACGACUCUGGCAACGAGGAGUCCUGAUGGCCCUCUGGCCCCUGCAAAACUUGCUCACAAACUACUGAAUUUUUACCUCAACUAGGACAAAAAAAAACCCCAACAAAAAACCCAACA
Molecule: messenger RNA, 955 nt
Organism: Dryobates pubescens (Downy woodpecker)
Lineage: Eukaryota; Metazoa; Chordata; Aves; Piciformes; Picidae
Gene: CDC34
Product: cell division cycle 34, ubiqiutin conjugating enzyme
Exons: 5
Coding region: 158-865 (235 amino acids)
Biological process (GO): protein polyubiquitination; ubiquitin-dependent protein catabolic process
Molecular function (GO): ubiquitin conjugating enzyme activity
Source: RefSeq, a predicted model, not a curated record